GACCAAACCAAACCAAACCAAGCGUAAUUAGCAAAUAACAAAGAAACAUGGUUGGAGUCAGAGAAUUCGAGGUGAGUACGAGGAAGCAAGAAGUGGUGGCCGCUGCACUGCCAUUGCAAGAGCACUGGCUACCACUCUCCAACCUCGACUUGCUUCUUCCUCCGGUCGAUGUGGGAGUGUUCUUCUGCUACAAGAACCACAGCAGCCCCUCUGCGGCCGAGGCCAGGGUCGGGGUUCUGAAGAAGGCCCUGGCCCAAGCCCUGGUGACAUACUAUGCCUUUUCGGGUGAGGUGGUGGCCAACUCUGUUGGGGAGCCUGAGAUUCUGUGCAACAACCGUGGGGUUGAUUUCGUUGAAGCUUUUGCAGACGUUGAGCUUAAGGAGCUCAACCUUUAUAACCCUGAUGAAUCCAUUGAAGGCAAAUUGGUUCCCAUCAAGAAGCAUGGAAUUCUAGCUGUCCAGGCAACUGAGCUCAAGUGUGGAGGGAUGGUGGUGGCAUGCACAUUCGACCAUCGCAUUGCAGAUGCCUACUCAACCAACAUGUUUCUCGUUUCAUGGGCCAAGAUGGCCAACUCAAAAUCGCCACUCACUAAAGUCCCAUCUUUCCGUCGUUCUUUGUUAAACCCUCGGCGUCCCGGUCAGAUCCACCCUUCCCUAAAUGACAUGUACGUCCCCGUCACAUCUCUGCCUCCUCCUCCUCCCAAAAUGGAGAUCAAUGAUACUUGGAGACUCAUAUUAUCUUUAAAAACUUCAAGUUGGAGACCCAUAAUACAUUACCGACUAUAA
Rosa rugosa (rugosa rose) is the source of this 785-nucleotide messenger RNA. RefSeq names its product coniferyl alcohol acyltransferase-like. Gene Ontology annotation, molecular function: acyltransferase activity, transferring groups other than amino-acyl groups. Lineage: Eukaryota; Viridiplantae; Streptophyta; Magnoliopsida; Rosales; Rosaceae. The record is from RefSeq and is a predicted model, not a curated record. The transcript is spliced from 2 exons. Bases 48 to 785 code for a protein of 245 amino acids.